AUGAAGAGAGGAUAUCCUUACUCUAGUGGUAAUCUUAAUUUUGGGUAUGAGUAUCAAUAUACUCCAAAAAAUGCAAAAGGAGGUGCAGGCACUCCAGGUGAAAUUGGACCACAGGGACCACAAGGACAACGCGGAGAGCGAGGAAUACAAGGAGUAAAAGGACCAAAAGGUGAUCCUGGGUCAGUAGGUCCACAAGGACAACAAGGUUCACAGGGACCUCAAGGAUCCCGUGGACUACAAGGACUACGAGGUCAACUUGGGCCAAUUGGUCAAACUGGACCUACAGGGGCACAAGGACCUCAAGGAGCACAGGGACCCCAGGGAAUUCCUGGUACUGCUGCAGCAAAAGGUGAUCCAGGUCCUCAAGGACCUCAAGGACCUCCAGGACCAACAGGAUCUCAAGGACGCACAGGUCCUGUGGGAUCGACAGGUCCUACGGGGCGUACAGGACCUACGGAAACGCCAGGUCGAAACGGUCCCAUAGGAAAUACAGGACCGCGAGGUGUUAAAGGAGAUGAUGGACCUCGAGGUGAAAAAGGUGACCAAGGAUCACAAGGACUGCAAGGACCAAAAGGAGAUAGAGGCACCCAAGGCAAUACAGGACCUCAGGGGCCACGAGGAGCUAAUGAAGUCAAGGGGGAUAGAGGUAUUCAAGGAGAUAAAGGUGACGUUGGUAAUGUAGGUCCUGCAGGACCUACAGGACAACCAGGACCGCAAGGACCACAAGGACAACAAGGACUACAAGGACUACAAGGAUCGCAGGGACCGCAAGGACAGCAAGGAAAACAAGGACCUCAAGGACCUCAAGGACCUGUAGGUCCUAGAGGCUCUGAUGGACAACAAGGACCUACUGGACCUACCGGUCCCAUAGGAAAUCUUUGUACUUUGGAAAAACGCCAGCUUGUAAUGGUCGAUAAAAGUUUUAAGAAGGUAGACUAUAUUGACACCCAAGGAACAAGUAGAGGUACUUACAGUACUUUUAAUUUUAGUGAAAGCGGUAGUUGGAAACCUGUAGGUCGUGGAAGAAAUUUAACAGCAACCAGAGAAAAAGAUGGAAGAAAGAUUCCCCUUUUAGGAGCACGCAAAGGUUUAGAAUUAAAACAGGAGACUGACUCAAGCGAUAGUCUAACAGCUGUCGUUUUUUAUGCAGCUGAUACUGAUAAGAGUCCAUAUGGGGUAAUAUUUGCUGUUAUGUUUCAUGGUAAUACAAAGCACGGUUUACGAAGUUAUCGAAAUGUAACUUUCGAUACAGCCGAGUCAGGGGUCACUUUAUUGACCCAAGCAGGAUCAAUAAAAAGUAUUGGAACAAUAAAAGUGUAG
Molecule: messenger RNA, 1320 nt
Organism: Dendronephthya gigantea
Lineage: Eukaryota; Metazoa; Cnidaria; Anthozoa; Malacalcyonacea; Nephtheidae
Product: collagen alpha-1(XI) chain-like
Exons: 1
Coding region: 1-1320 (439 amino acids)
Source: RefSeq, a predicted model, not a curated record